Molecule: messenger RNA, 429 nt
Organism: Brenthis ino (lesser marbled fritillary)
Lineage: Eukaryota; Metazoa; Arthropoda; Insecta; Lepidoptera; Nymphalidae
Source: the annotation of a GenBank genome assembly
AUGGAGAGACGGGAAGACAUCUUCCACCAUGGCUGCAGCAUCGCUAAGCAGACGAUCCUUACAACCCAUCCUAGUGGUCUUCAAACCAGGGUUUCUGUAGAACUUGCCAAUUUUGAUGCUCUUUGUCUUCAUUCUGAGUGCAAAACAAAAAAAUGGGAGAGCCCUUUUAUGGGCAGGCGCGGUCUUUUGGGAGGCGUGUCUGCGAAUGUUACACCGGUGUUAGGUAGACGAAGUGAUGCGGUGAAUGAAGGCAGGCUUUCACAGCAAUGCACGCCGGUGAUGAGAAGGCGAGAGCUAGAAAGUCCAGGAGGUUCUCCAUUGCCGAUUCGACGAGAGUUUGAAGAGGAGAUUUGUGAUGUGGAUAACAGUGUUAUUAGCGGCUGGCUCAAGUUUAGAGACAACAAACGGGUAAGUGUACACCAUUAUACC